Culex pipiens pallens (northern house mosquito) is the source of this 771-nucleotide messenger RNA. RefSeq names its product chymotrypsin-2-like. Gene Ontology annotation, biological process: proteolysis. Lineage: Eukaryota; Metazoa; Arthropoda; Insecta; Diptera; Culicidae. The transcript is spliced from 2 exons. Gene Ontology annotation, molecular function: serine-type endopeptidase activity. The record is from RefSeq and is a predicted model, not a curated record. Bases 1 to 771 code for a protein of 256 amino acids.
AUGUUCAGGUACGCUCUAGGGUUCGUAUUGGCCGCGGCAACCGUGUCAGCUGCAACGCUUAAGAAUCCCGCCGGAGAAGGUCACAUCGCUGGAGGCGCUAUAGCGGCACCAAAUCAAUUCCCGUACCACGGUGCCCUUCAAACCCAUGAAGGACUCACCUUCUGCGGAGCGGCGAUCGUGAACCUGCGAUGGGUCAUUACGGCGGCGUCUUGUGCCCAGGGAAAGACCACUUCGGACGUUGUGGUGGUCGUCGGAACUAACCGACUUGACCUGUGGGGAGUGCCACGAUACCAAGUGGAUCGCAUUGUGGUCCACCCAAACUAUGACGUUAACGUGGACGCCAACGAUGUGGCCGUUCUUCGCGUCAGGCGUCCGUUCAUCUUCAGCGAGUCGGUGCAGCCGAUUACAUUGGGUUGUGAAAAUGUGGAGGCUGGAACCAACGCCGUUGCUACGGGCUUUGGACGAACGUCGAUCUCUGACAGCACUUCAGCUUCGUACCUGCGGUACAUCAACGUGGAAGCGAUCACCAACGAGGAGUGUCGGGAGGUCUUCAACGACUACCAUCAGGAACGAUUGCACGACACUACGGUGUGCACUCGCAGCGCGGGAGGUUCCGGAAUCUGCUUGGGUGAUGCCGGUGGUCCUCUGGUCACCAACGAUACACUUGUCGGUGUAAUCUCAUGGGGAAUCCCUUGCGGCAUGGGAUUGCCCGAUGUGUACGCCCGGGUUUCCGCACACAGAGCCUGGGUGUUGGUGCAUACCAUGAUUUGA